This is a messenger RNA of Symbiodinium natans, 414 nucleotides long. The record is from the annotation of a GenBank genome assembly. Lineage: Eukaryota; Dinophyceae; Suessiales; Symbiodiniaceae.
AUGCCAUCGCAGGUGCAGCUCCAGCAGCUGCUAACAGCGAAACGAGCGCAGAGGAUUCAUCCCGCUACCACCGCGUUCCAACAGCUCCUGGCUGGCGAAGCCAAAGCCGGCGAUGGGUACCGCGCGGAGCUUUGGUUCCGCAGGAUGGUCUGGAGCAAGUGCGCGCCGGACGUGGCAAGCUACACCUCUGUCAUCGCGGCCUUUGCCCGCGCGGGCGAGCCCCGGGCCGCCGAAGCCUGGCUCCGCCGCAUGGAGCUCCGGGGCCUGCGGGUGCCUGUUGCCACCUGCAACGCCGUCCUCGACGCCUUUGCAAAGCGCGGGCGUUUGCGGGCUGCAGAGUGGUGGUUCAGCUUCAUGACAGACUCAGACAUCCAGCCUGAUCACAUCAGCUUCGGUGCCCCCGUUUCAGAGUGA